CUGGGAAUAGCACAUGAAAAACGCGUUCGGUCGAGCAAGUUCAUUUUGACGCUGUGCCAUCGAAAUUGUUUAGAAGCUUUGUCGAGAUUUAACGCUGUGUGUUAAGAUGUCCAGAGGUCAGUACCACAAAGUGUAUGUUGGAGGACUUGGAGAAGAAGGAAGAAAAGAAGAAAUAGAAAAAGAGUUUGAGAAAUUUGGACCACUUCACGAUGUUUGGGUGGCCCGUAAUCCUCCUGGCUUUGCUUUUGUGGAAUUUGAAGAUCUGCGUGAUGCAGAAGAUGCCAUCAAGGCCCUAGACGGGAAAACCAUCUGUGGAAUGGAAGUUAGAGUAGAAAUGUCCCGACAUCGUGGAGGUCGUGGCCGAGGUGGUGGUGGUGGCGGAGGUUACCGUGGUGACCGCUAUGGUGGUGGGCGACGCGAUGACAGAUAUGAUCGCUAUGAUAACAGAUCAAGAUCACCUUAUAGGUCACCACCACGCAGGAGGGGACGGUCUCCUGAUCAGGACAGGUGGCAGUCAAGAGGGGGACGAAGCCGAUCUCGUAGCCCACGGCGUUUCAUGUCCAGAGGUCAGUACCACAAAGUGUAUGUUGGAGGACUUGGAGAAGAAGGAAGAAAAGAAGAAAUAGAAAAAGAGUUUGAGAAAUUUGGACCACUUCACGAUGUUUGGGUGGCCCGUAAUCCUCCUGGCUUUGCUUUUGUGGAAUUUGAAGAUCUGCGUGAUGCAGAAGAUGCCAUCAAGGCCCUAGACGGGAAAACCAUCUGUGGAAUGGAAGUUAGAGUAGAAAUGUCCCGACAUCGUGGAGGUCGUGGCCGAGGUGGUGGUGGUGGCGGAGGUUACCGUGGUGACCGCUAUGGUGGUGGGCGACGCGAUGACAGAUAUGAUCGCUAUGAUAACAGAUCAAGAUCACCUUAUAGGUCACCACCACGCAGGAGGGGACGGUCUCCUGAUCAGGACAGGUGGCAGUCAAGAGGGGGACGAAGCCGAUCUCGUAGCCCACGGCGUUUCUAAGCGACUUGUCACCAACAAGAUUUUCCCAGAGCUGAGGAAUUCUACAUCACUGUGAAGAAAUGCUUUUGCUCACAGAUGAGCGGCUUUGAACUUGUCAUGUUGAUGCUCCUGAGUUGUUUUUAAAUUUAAAGUUAAUUAAUGUUUUUCUUCUGUAGUCUAUAGUUUGAAACAUAUCAACAUUAUGAUUUGUAUCAAUUUUUAUGCAGCUGUAAGUGAUAAGUAAUAAUCAUAGCCUAGGAUGUCAUUUAAAUUCCUCCCAUUGUCCUUUAAAAAGUGUUUGAUUUUUUCAAUGGGGAGAAUUUGCUUUUCGAUGAGCAUUGAAAAACCUUGUGUUCAUUGUAACAGAAUUUUUACUUCUUGAUAAGUUCACUGCGUACAUUUAUUAUUUUAUCAGUUCUUCUCAGACAUGUUAUCUCCUAGAAAAGGAUGUUCUGAAAAUGUUGUGAUUAACUUUUCAGCAAAAGUAAUAGUAUUUGUCGAAAAGGUCCAAAAUUUUUGUGUGUAUUUGCCUUUUUCACCAAUAUCUGUUAUGCAUUUUAGAUUUAACUGUGCUGUGUAACUUGUGAAGCUUGAGAAAUAAAACUGUUGACAGUGUGA
Orbicella faveolata is the source of this 1606-nucleotide messenger RNA. Its product is annotated as putative splicing factor, arginine/serine-rich 6. The record is from RefSeq and is a predicted model, not a curated record. Gene Ontology annotation, molecular function: RNA binding. Lineage: Eukaryota; Metazoa; Cnidaria; Anthozoa; Scleractinia; Merulinidae.